AUGGGAGCUAUGCCGGUGGGCGAUCUGGCGUGGUGGCUGGGCCUGCUGUUCGGCGCCGCCCCGCUGCUCUGCCUCGCCGCGUACCACGCCGCCGACGCCUGGUACCGCGCCGCCUUCUUCCUCGCUCACGGCAAGAAGCGCCUCCCGCCGGGCCACAUGGGCAUCCCCUUCCUCGGCGAGACGCUCUCCCUGCUCUGGUACUUCAAGCACGCCCGCCGCCCCGACGCCUUCAUCUCCGCCAAGAAGCUCGCCUACUCCUCCUCCGGCCAUGGCGGCGACGGCGGCGACGGGAUCGGGAUGUACCGGACCCACCUCUUCGGCUCCCCGUCCGUGAUCGCCUGCUCGCCGGCCGCCAACAAGUUCGUGUUCCAGUCGCCGGACAGCUUCGGGAUCCGGUGGCCCGUGCCGGAGCUCGUGGGCGUGUCGUCCGUCGUUAAUGUCGAGGGCGGCGCCCAUGCCAGGCUCAGGGGGUUCAUCAUCGCCGCGAUUAACCGGCCCAGCUCGCUCCGGACCAUCGCCGCCGUCGUCCAGCCCCGCGUCGUGGCGGCGCUCGAGGCAUGGGCCGCCAAGGGCUCCAUCGUCGCCGCCGCCGAGGUCAAGAAAGUGACGUUCGCCAACAUCUGCAAGAUGUUCGUGAGCAUGGAGCCGUCGCCGCUGACGGCGCAGAUCGACAACUGGUUCGGCGGCCUCGUCGCCGGGCUCCGAGCUUUCCCGCUGGACUUCCCCGGCACCGCCUUCCACCGCGCCCGCAAGUGCCGCCGCAACCUCAACGCCGUCUUCCGGGCCGAGCUCGACUCCCGCAAGAAGGCGGCGGCCAUUAAAACAAAGGAAGAAGAAGAGAAGGAGCUCGAGAGCUGCGACGUGAUGGGCGGGCUGAUGCAGAUGAAGGACGAGCAAGGCAACAAGCUAAGCGACGACGAAGUGGUCGACAACAUCGUGUCCCUGGUCGUCGCCGGCUACGAGUCGACGGCGAGCGCCAUUACUUGGGCUGCAUACCACCUGGCCAAGUGCCCGGCGGCGCUCGCCAGGCUCCGCGAGGAGAAUCUGGCCAUGGCGGCCGAGCUUGGCAAUGGCAAGUUCAUCACGCACGAGGACAUUCCCAGGCUCAAGUACACGGCGAAAGUGGUGGAGGAGACGAUCCGGAUGGCCAACAUCGCGCCCAUGGUGCACCGGGUGGCGCGCAAGGAUGUCGAGUACAGGGGGUGUACUAUUCCGGCAGGCUGGUCGGUGCUCGUCUGGGUUAGGUCUCUGCACACUGAUCCGGAGAAUUAUCUUGAUCCCCUCGUCUUCAACCCCGACCGCUGGGAUGAGCCGGCGAAGCCAGGGACGUACCAGGUGUUUGGAGGAGGGUACAGGAUCUGUGCCGGUAACAUGCUGGCAAGGCUGCAGCUCACCAUCAUGCUGCAUCACCUCUCCACUGGCUACGAGUGGGAGCUGCUGACCCCUGAGGCGGAGAUCGACUACCUGCCGCACCCGAGGCCGGCGGACGGCGCCGCCAUGCUCUUCCGUAAGCUCGCUAAGAAAGCUAAUUAGUCAGUGAUCGCAUGUGCAUGCAUUGUGCGAUCAAAUAAAAUUGUUAGUUUUAAUUUGCUGCUUCAGUCGGACCAAAAUCUGUAGGGCAACCUGUAGUAGUAAGUAAAGUACUUCCUCCGAUCCUAAAUUGUUGUUGAAAUAUUACAUGUAUCUAAAUGCUUUUUAAGAAUAGAUACAUCCAUAUUUAGGCAAAUUUGAGUCAACAAUUUAGGAUCAGAGGGAGUACUAUCCAGAAGCAAGCAAGAGUUUUUACCUCUGCUUACUGUUGUUAUGAUGUAACUCUGUGUUGGAAUUUUAAGUGAUGGAUUCAUAUUCGAGGUGAUGAUGAUAA
Molecule: messenger RNA, 1864 nt
Organism: Brachypodium distachyon (stiff brome)
Lineage: Eukaryota; Viridiplantae; Streptophyta; Magnoliopsida; Poales; Poaceae
Product: ent-kaurenoic acid oxidase 1
Exons: 4
Coding region: 1-1533 (510 amino acids)
Biological process (GO): sterol metabolic process; brassinosteroid homeostasis; brassinosteroid biosynthetic process
Molecular function (GO): heme binding; monooxygenase activity; oxidoreductase activity, acting on paired donors, with incorporation or reduction of molecular oxygen
Source: RefSeq, a predicted model, not a curated record